This is a messenger RNA of Sphaerulina musiva SO2202, 3373 nucleotides long. RefSeq names its product 4-hydroxybenzoate polyprenyl transferase. The coding region runs from base 828 to 1892 and encodes 354 amino acids. Gene Ontology annotation, biological process: ubiquinone biosynthetic process. The record is from RefSeq and is a predicted model, not a curated record. Gene Ontology annotation, molecular function: 4-hydroxybenzoate polyprenyltransferase activity. The transcript has a single exon. Gene Ontology annotation, cellular component: mitochondrial inner membrane. NCBI's taxonomy places the organism in Eukaryota, Fungi, Ascomycota, Dothideomycetes, Mycosphaerellales, Mycosphaerellaceae.
CUUUGCGAAUGGGGUGGCCGGGUGGUGGUAUUGUCCUUAAGCGAGCCUAUCUAGCUUUUCGUGUACCGCACGUUUGAAGUCGGGGCAGCCUUGCUCAAGUUCCGAGAUAUGAAGCGCAGUAUGUGUGUUGUCAACAGUCCAGACUAAAUAGGUGAUACGUCAGGAAAAGAGGAGCCCGUUUCCGCGGCUCUUCCUGAUGGUGUGGACGACAGUUGCUAGCGUCCCAGCUGAGAAGAUCGGCAAACCAGCCCUGUGCGAAACCAGCCUCAAUUAGAAGACAAGUGCUCGAGGACUUCGAAAUCCCGCGGUUAUAGAUGCGGUGUAGGUUCUCGAGGUCCAUGAUAGAUUCUUCCCUCUGAGUCACUCCUCUUCCCUGUGAUCACUAUCGUAUUCGUUUCAUGUUACAAGCCAUCGAAACCUCCUCAAAGAUCUGACUUGAUCGUGCUCUUCAAAUACUAUCGCACAUUCUUUAGAGUCCUGAACCUUUGUCCAGGUGCUCAAGUCAAGCACAGAGAGCUGCACCAGAAUAUAACAAUCCGCAGUCUCACCGAGAACCAGCGUGGGCGAGGAGGCAGUCGUCGAGCCUCAAAGCAUAUUACGCUACCCAGAUUCUCCCGGUCCAGAAGUCAUCCAGCUUGAAAGUCGACACCCAGCUUUAGAGUCACAUAACAGAGAAAUCUGAUCGAGCUUGUUAUAGCCACCGAGCUUCAUCCAAGUCCUGCGAGAUCGAGUUGUCAAUUGCCCAGUUUUCUCAAGAUUAGACUCAAGUCGAGACUCCGAUACAACCAACACCCACGCACCAAGAAGGAGUCCGUAAAGGCGCCACCAUGGCCGACUCCGAACCAGUUCCUCCACGGGAAAAGCCCACUAGCACCAGCACUACCGCCACCACAGCAACACCAGGAGUACCAGCCCCGCAACAAUACACUCCACCAUCAACCCUCCUCUUCCGCCUUCUUCCCCAGUCCUGGAUUCCAUACGCCGAACUAAUGCGCCUUGACCGUCCUUCCGGCUACUAUGCCUUCUACUGGCACUAUCUCAUCGGGCUGGCCUUCUCUGCAUGCAUCACCACGACACCCCCACCACCAGCCCAACUCCUCGGCCUGGCCAUCUACCUGGCCAUCUGGGUCAUGUUCUUCCGCGGAGUCACGUGCACCUGGAACGACAACAUAGACCAGGAUCUCGAUCGGCAGGUUGCGAGGUGCGCGAAUAGGCCCAUCGCGAGGAGGGCCGUGGGAACGGUUGCGGGUCAUGCAUUUACAGCUUUGUUGACUGUGAUCUGCGGGGCUAUGUUUUUAGUAUUUGAAAACAGAAUGGUCCUCGUUUACGCGGCGAUUAUGACUAUUGUAUUGUUUAUAUAUCCCUUUGGUAAACGGAUCACAGAUUUUCCGCAGGUGAUUUUGGGAUUUGCCUUUGCGAUUCCUGUUGUGAUGUGUCCGGCGACCUUGGGGGCGGAUCCCCUACUCAUUACAGAGGGGUCUGGGGUUACGGAGGCUGUAAGGUGGGGAGCGUUGUGUUUGUAUGGUGCAAACACGCUAUGGACCAUCAUCUUCGAUACAGUGUAUGCGCACCAGGAUAUCAAAGACGAUAUCAAGGCGGGUGUGAAAUCUUUGGCUGUUAGGCUCGGCGAGAGGACAAAGUUGGGGCUUGGAGUGCUGAGCACCAUUCAGGUUGGUUUGCUUGUGGCCACUGGGUAUCUCUGUGACCUCAGCUGGUCAUACUUUUCGAACGGGUGCGGUGGUGCUGCGUUGUCGCUGUUUGGAAUGCUCUAUCUGGUGGAUCUCGAGCGACCGGAGAGCUGCGCGUGGUGGUUUGGUCCCGGCUCGAAAUUGGUAGGAGCAAGUGUGGUCCUUGGGUUUCUCGGGCACUACUUUAUGCUUACUGGCUUUUGAAAAGCUAGGCGUCGAGCGGCAGACGGGGUUCCCUCUGGUCUGUUCUGUUUUUGUUCAAUGGCGAGAUUGGCGGGCCUGGAAAAACUUUUUGGGAAUUCUCUCUUGCGAUUCAGUCUCCGCGAAGCUCCGCUGUCAUCGACUCGGGCGGCAGUUCCCUCGUGCCCUCGUUGGCCCAACAAUCUCCCCUCCACCUCCGCAUUCACCGAUACCGUUCCCAUCGCAUGCGAUCCACCUCCCUGGCUAAAACAUUCCGUAGCCUGCUUGAUCUAUAAUUUUCAUAGUCUCCCGUAUUCAACAAUCGUUUCCAGACAUUAUCACCUUCAUUCAUCAUCGUCGUCUUCGCUAUCACUCAUCCACCCCUCUUCAUAUUCAUCAGCCAUAGCAGCCAAACCAUCACAAAGAGCCUCACGCUCAUCAACAGAUGUCAUUCGGGACGCAACAUUACCAAUGGCACGCAGUCUUUCAGAUAUCUGGCUCGAAGUUUGGAGUGCAGUCUUGACCGCGACUUUCUGCGGCCUACCGGGAAAGUGUAAGACGCUCGUGGGGUAAGAAGAUAGCAUCGGAAAGAGAAGAGCGGUCAUAAACUUGGACGUUCGGGGACCACCAUACUGACGGCGUCGUGUCUCUGUUGUAUCUUGGCCGUCGUCGUGGUCACUUGCUGUCUCACUUCGUAUUGUGGAUACUUUGCUGAAGAUCUGGGGAUUUGAAGUUCUGGAUUGUCGCCGAGAUUCGGAUGCAGAAGAUGCGGAUACAUGCGGGAAGAAGUCGAUGUCGAGGAUUUCUUCGGGUUCGUUACUUUGAUCUUCUCCAUGUUCUGUGAUGCCGUUUGACAUUCGUUCGUCGCCAUUGGUUCUGUGGUUAGCCGCUCUCGGACCGCUCGUAAGAGAAGUGACGCUCGCUGACAAAGAUAGGCCGGCGAUACGACGGUUUCCGUCGCCAUUCAAAGUCGUUUCGAGAGUAUCGAACGUUGCUCGUCCUGACUGUGCAGACCGUAAACGAGUUGGCAAAGUUGUUGAUUCAAUGGCCGCCGCCUGUAAAGCCGAUGUGCUCCAUUGACUGAACGCGUCCAGCGAGACAUAACUCGGUAGGUGUGGCGGUAGGUUAUGCACGGGAAUGUGUAUCGAUGCGGAGGGAUCGAGGGCAUACAAAGAUUGCGCAGUAUUGGCCAGUCGCUGUGACUGUCGGUCCCGCGUGGUACGCUGAGAGUCGGAAAGGCCAAAGAGCCAUCGGCAGCCUUUGCCAAGCUCAUCAUUGACGCGCUCGAGAUAUUUGGACGCAAAGCCACCCCAAGCGUCAUCUGUAGUAGAGAAGAGCUGAAUACCUUGCAACUGGUCGCAUUCUUCCAAGAAGGGUCGCAGGUCACGGUCUAGUAGAUCAUGCUCUCGAUCGAGAUUGGCAAAGAGCUCCUCACCUUUCGACCACAGUUCGAACGGCAUGAGAUCGCUGUUAAGCUCAUAUUCGCUCAGCUGAAUGAUGCUUCG